ACUAAACUCGUCCUCCAUGUUUGGGGGCGGGGCCCAAGUUUUGUGCGUAACUGUGCGUCUGACGUCAUCCCCCUUAGUAACCCUCGGCGGCGUCUCCAGGAGAGAAGGCAACAAGAUGGGAUUGCUGUCCAUCCUGCGUAAGCUAAAAAGCACACCAGACCAGGAGGUGAGGAUACUGCUGCUGGGUCUGGACAACGGCGGGAAGACCACCCUGCUCAAACAGCUGGCAUCUGAGGACAUCAGCCACAUCACCCCCACACAGGGAUUCAACAUUAAAAGCGUCCAGUCUCAGGGUUUUAAACUGAAUGUUUGGGACAUCGGAGGUCAGAGGAAGAUCAGGCCGUACUGGAGAAACUACUUUGAAAACACCGACGUGCUGAUUUAUGUCAUUGACAGUGCUGACAGGAAGAGAUUUGAGGAGACGGGUCAGGAGCUGGCCGAGUUAUUGGACGAGGAGAAGCUGAGCGGCGUUCCGGUACUGAUCUUUGCAAACAAGCAGGACCUGCUGACAGCCGCCCCGGCCUCCGAGAUCGCAGAGGGCCUCAACCUGCACACCAUCCGGGAUCGCAUGUGGCAGAUUCAGUCCUGCUCCGCCCUCACUGGUGAGGGGAUUCAGGAGGGCAUGAACUGGGUCUGCAAGAGCGUCAACUCCAAGAAAAAAUAGUUCCGCUUCUAGUCUUCUGCUUCUCAGGAGGAACAGCAGCAGCAGCAACACAUACACUGACACACACCACACCCUCCUGAGCCUUAGUACGAUGGGAUAUACCUGUGAAUGUAAACACACUACUAAUACAACAUGGACCUGGAGUUUUUAACCCCCCGCACUCCCGAACGGCCGACUAACCUCGACACAUCUUCCCACGAAGAGGAGGGCGGUUUGACUUCAAAGGGAACAACAUGCCAGGAAAUCAACCUCCUCCGCCCCAGACGACCCACGUCACCAUCACUGUCCCGGCCAAUCCACAGCCGCCAUCCACGGCCCGUCACAACCUCAAACAUUCCCGUUAAAACUGCUGUCUUCUAACUGGAAUUCCCGCUUGUUCGUUAAACUCUUUCACACACUGUCCUGGAAACCAAACCCUUGCCUCCGCCUCCAUCUCCGUCUCCUCACAGGUUGCUAUGUGUUGUUUUUUUUUAUCAUUCCACGAUGGCUGUACGCUCUUUUUCCUGCUAUGGCUCUGUUUGAAGUGAGGUAUAUUUUUGUAACUGUUUUAUUUAUGGUGAAGUAGAGCGUAGAGUGCUUUCAAACAACAGCAGGUGUGCUGUGUGCGUGAUCUAAAGGAUGUUGGCUCCCCACUAAAGAAGAUGAUGUUAAUAUGUAUAAAAAAAAAAGUAAGAUUAAAUGGUUAAAACGAACUACGUUUUUGAUUCAAGUGUAAAUAGCCCGGCCCUGUGGUCAUAUGUUACGUUAUGCACAUGUUAUAGAGUAUAUGUUACCCUGCUGUAGUCUAUAAUGUCUGCAUAUCUAAUAUAUGCUGAUUUUUAACAGCGGUACUGUAGGUCCCGAUGCAUUUCUUCGUGCUCGUUGGGUUUGUGAGGGAAUUCACUCUUUUUGGUGUUUCCUUUUGAUAUUCUUGAAUGUAAUCUGUCCAGAAUUGAAGGUACUGUAUGCGAAUAAAAAGACAAGAAAUUCA
Plectropomus leopardus (leopard coralgrouper) is the source of this 1634-nucleotide messenger RNA. It is a transcript of the gene arl3b, whose product is annotated as ARF like GTPase 3b. NCBI's taxonomy places the organism in Eukaryota, Metazoa, Chordata, Actinopteri, Perciformes, Serranidae. The record is from RefSeq and is a predicted model, not a curated record. Gene Ontology annotation, molecular function: GTPase activity; GTP binding.